Linderina pennispora is the source of this 756-nucleotide messenger RNA. Its product is annotated as aquaporin-like protein. The transcript is spliced from 2 exons. Gene Ontology annotation, cellular component: plasma membrane. Gene Ontology annotation, biological process: water transport; glycerol transmembrane transport. Bases 1 to 756 code for a protein of 251 amino acids. NCBI's taxonomy places the organism in Eukaryota, Fungi, Kickxellomycota, Kickxellomycetes, Kickxellales, Kickxellaceae. Gene Ontology annotation, molecular function: water channel activity; glycerol channel activity. The record is from RefSeq and is a predicted model, not a curated record.
AUGAAGCUGCGGCGGGCGUACCGCGAGUACCUGGCCGAGUUCUUCGGAACGUUCAUUCUGAUCAUGUUUGGCGACGGAGUGGUGGCGACCGUAACAUUCAACAAGGGCAACGCACAAUCCUCCUACAUCAACGUGACGUUUGGGUGGGGGAUCGGGCUGGCAAUGGCGCUGUACUGCUGCAUGGGGAUUUCGGGCGGGCACCUGAACCCGGCGGUGUCGUUCGCGAACGCCGUGUUUGGCAAGUUCCCGUGGCGCAAGGUCCCCGGAUACAUCUUUGCGCAGAUCUUCGGGGCGUUCGUGGCGGCUGCGACGCUGUAUGGCAUCUUCCAUGACCAGUUCGAUGUGUUUGAUGGCGGCAACCGCCAGCUGAUGGGCCCGACUGGAACCGGCGGCAUCUUCUGCACGUAUGCGAAGCCCGGCAACGGCAAGUUCUUCUCGGUGUUCUCGGAGGUUGUCAACACUGGCCUGCUGCUGUUUCCGGCCAAGAACCACCUGCCGAUUGCCGUUGGUCUGCUGGUGUUUGCCAUUGGUACCUGUACCGGCUGGGUCACUGGCUAUGCAAUCAACCCGGCGCGUGAUCUGGGUCCCCGCAUCUUCUCGACCAUUCUGUACGGCAGUGAGCCCUUCACCUACGGCGGCCACUACUUCUGGGUUCCCACAUUCAUGCCCUUUAUUGGCGCGUGCCUGGGCAUUGCCUUCUACCAGUUCUUCAUCAUCCCCGAGGGCGACGAGGAGAAGGAGAAGAAGGAAGACUAA